Molecule: messenger RNA, 2671 nt
Organism: Exaiptasia diaphana
Lineage: Eukaryota; Metazoa; Cnidaria; Anthozoa; Actiniaria; Aiptasiidae
Product: potassium channel subfamily K member 17
Exons: 2
Coding region: 27-764 (245 amino acids)
Biological process (GO): stabilization of membrane potential; potassium ion transmembrane transport
Cellular component (GO): membrane
Molecular function (GO): potassium ion leak channel activity
Source: RefSeq, a predicted model, not a curated record
CAAUCCAACAUAGCAAUUUAUUCAAGAUGUCUGAUUGCAGUUGGAAGAAAUCGUUGGUUCUGUCGUUUGUAGUUCUAGUUGGGAUGGUGAUCGGGAUGUGUAUUAUCAAAGCAUGUGAAGACAAACAAAUUGCUAGCGAUGGCYACCAUCUAUCUUAUCUCGAUACCUUCUGCAUGUGCUUUCAGACUGUCACAACAAUCGGUUAUGGAGAUCAUACCCCUCAAUCUCACGCAGCCAGGGGAUUUCUUGUUAUAUUCGCUCUUGUUUUUAUUCCYAUAAAUUUUUGGCUUCUUAAGCGGUUAGGCGAACACAUUCUGAACAUCCAGAAGACUGGAAUAACGAAACUGGAAUCUAAACUCUUUCACAAUAAUGAACCACGAUUUCUUGGUGAAAAGUGCGCGGCAAUUGGAAUUGUUCUCGCGCUGACCAUAGUGUUCGUGGGCGCAGCCAUCCAACAACAAGAUGACAAAGAUUGGGAAUUUCUUGACGGUGUCUACAGCUUUAUUAUAACCUUGACUACAGUUGGGUUUGGUGAUSUGAUUCCCUUCUACGGAUCGUCUCCACCGCUGAAGAUAUUCAUGCUSCUUUACAUGUAUUUUGGAUUGUGUCUCAUGUCGAACAUCGUWCAAGSUUUUAUGGAAGUAAAAGAGUCCAUUACCGCCAUUGAAAGGUGUUUUCCAUGCACUCGUUACCAGGGAUCGCGGUUGGAAGAUGAUGUCGAUAUUGUGAGACAUUCGGACCUGCGCAACUCAGAGGAGAUAUAAUCAUGAAAACUAUUUAUAACUGAAUGACAUACGACAUUUAACAAGCAUUGUAUUUAUUCAAAUAUAUCUCCUAUUUACUUCAUCCUACAUCWCCAUCGAGUAAAUGUCAGUUCUGCAAUGGAUGGUUCUGUAGAUUGCCGACCGAUUGACGUCAUUACCGUAUUUUUCUUUUGUCUUGCAAAAGAUUGUCGCUAACCGCCUACGAACCAUACCGCCUGACGACAAAACCACUUAAACAUGAUAAGAACGGAGAAGGACAACCAUUUCAAAUCCCUAAUGAAUUGCCAAACAAGAACUAAUAGAAAAUGAGGAACAAGAUAUGAAUUGAUUCUUUGCAGCUAUUGGCAAACAGGUAUUCAUUAGGAUAUGCGGUUAAGAUGAUUUGUGGCAUCACCCCUCAAAGCAAUCAUCGGCGUUAUGACGUCAUAAGUCUCUUUGACUAAAAUAACAUCACAAGGAACAAACCAUCAAACGAAUUGUUUAUUUCUAUCGCAACAAACUUGAACAAUCGGCUGCGGAAGAAUUCGAUUAUGACAGUAAUGCAGUACCAAUUGAGACCUGCUUUUUGAUUGCUCCUUAAGUACAGCACCACUAUUGUUAGGUUAGGUUUUGUUAUAUUCUUGGAAGACUUAUCUAUUGUUUGUCCAUUGUUUUCUCAACCUAUCAUGAGACCCGUUCCGAGCGGUGCUACCCGAUUAUGACGCCAUUAUCACUACGUCAGUCUGGCCGCACCCACCGCAGAACAGUUAUCAAUUAAAGUCUAUUCUUUUUUGGUCCAUAAAACAAAUAGGUUUUAAGAUAACGGUUGGUGGGCACUAUUUUAACAGUUUUUAUUUUUAAUAAGUUAAACAAAGCUUGCUUCAAUUAUCUAACUGUUUUCAACAUGUCGAAACUCGAGCUAAUUCAACUGGAAAUCCAUUUUUUUUACUGGGAGGAUUAUAAUAAUACAAAGCAACCAUAAAUUAUUUUAACCAUAAAACGGCCGAUUCUUUGAUGAUCAUUUUUUAUUCCUUGGAAGUCGGGCAGUUAGUUAAAUUCCCUUUGAGGUAAUAUUAAAUUUUUAUUACCAUUGUUUUGUGGGAUAGUGUAUUCGGAUUUUAGAACCAAAACAAACCACCACCAGCAUAGUUCCGUUAUCCUUKGAAUUCCUUGGCUAUAACUAUUAACAUUGAAGUCUGAUAUAAACCAUCGAGCUUUUAUCUUAUUAUAUAAAAACAAACCGAGUUAGAUUUGAACAUAAUGACCAGCUGUUAUUGACGGUGGUUCUUUUUGUGACUUCUUAUUGGUUCACGCUUUAUUAGAUUACAAUUUACCAACAAAUAGUUACCAGAAACAUAGCAAUUUCUACAGAGAUAUGUAUCUUGAAGAAAUUGGACGAUUUUAAAAGCUUAAGAGCAUGAUAAGGUCAGUAUAUUCAAAACUGUUUCGAUAUUGACACAACAUUUUGUUUCCCUGUUUACUCAGUUAUGGAUGGUUUUUUUUAAAGAAGCACAAAGAGGUUCUUUUAUAUUUUGAAUGCUCUGCCUUAAAUGUAGUGUUAUGGUUUGUCAGAAAGAUAUUGUGAUUUGAUACAGUAUUAUCAGUAAAACAUCGCUGGUAAACAACAAGAUGCUAUAAACGGGCUCAACAACGAAAUAAAAUGAACUAAAACUGCCCAGGGUAGCAUAAUGAAUAGGCUGUAAUAUUUAUGGCUGUGAAUCCAGUAYGCGACAUGUAACGAUGCACUUAUCUCAGUAAGGUAGGAAAUGAACAUGGAUUUUUGUCUUCUGCGGYUUGAUCAGUUUGCGGUCCUCUAUUUUUCGCGGCCCUGCAGGAUAGAUCCGCCAAAUUUGAAAUCUUGCGUCCUGAUCUCUUCAUUAAAGAAUAGAUGWAUCGAAUAAAGAAUAAAUCUUCUCUUAUUUCCUUUU